Suillus bovinus is the source of this 462-nucleotide messenger RNA. RefSeq lists its product as uncharacterized. Lineage: Eukaryota; Fungi; Basidiomycota; Agaricomycetes; Boletales; Suillaceae. The record is from RefSeq and is a predicted model, not a curated record. The transcript has a single exon. The coding region runs from base 1 to 462 and encodes 153 amino acids.
AUGGAUUUUCAGACUCUCUUGAACCUGAACUCGUGGACGCUGCAGCACUCCCUACCUAUUCGUGUGACUGACAUAAAGGUCGAACACCACCCAAAUAGUGGUAUCAAGAUGAAAGUCCACCCAUUCGAUAGUUUUCAUCGUCGUCCGGCAGCCUCUUCAGUUCAUACCCCUCCUGAUAACCAGCCUUGGUGUCCAUUCCAAUCCCAGCUUGAAUUCAACAUUGCUGAGCUCGCUCUCGAGGCUAGAUUGAACAAUGAACAAACAGACCGCCUCAUAAGAAUUUGCCUUCACAGUUCUGUUGGCAAGGAUAAAUUCACAUUUAGGAACCAUAAAGAUAUUCAUAGCAAGUGGGAAGCGGCAUCUCAUUGGAUCACCAAGGUGGUGUCAUUUACCACUGUGAAAUCAGAAUAUGACCUUGUUCAAAGUGCAGUUCAUGAAAGAAGUGAUCUCAGUGCCUCAUGA